AUGCAUGAUCUUUGUCUCUGUGACUUUGGCACAUGUCGCUGUGACCAAAGGGCACCUCCCACCUUAUUCUCCUCUUCUCACUGUGUUCAUUUCGGGAGAAGAAUAAGAACACCCUACCACUACUGCAGCAAACUAACUCCAUGCGUCUCCCCUUCCCAAUGCUCCACAGUCCCCCCCGAGCUGACCGUGUACUGUGACAGCCGUGGGAACCCCGUGUGCAAGGCAGUGGCAGGGAAGCCGGCUGCUCGGAUCCGGUGGGUCCCAGAGAGCAACUCCAGCCCUGAGGAAGAAGACCAUGGUGACGGGACAGUGACUGUUCUCAGCACAUUCACGGGAAAUGGCACCAAUCUGAAUAGUACAACCUGCUUUGUGUCCCACCCAGCUAUGAUCCACAACCAGUCCAUAGCCUGCCUCUCAGUGCUUUCCCAGGCUCUCAGCACAGGAAACUCAGUGCUGUGAAGACGGCUCUCCAACUCCCAGCAGCUAAUCAUCCGGGAGCAC
Molecule: messenger RNA, 501 nt
Organism: Struthio camelus australis
Lineage: Eukaryota; Metazoa; Chordata; Aves; Struthioniformes; Struthionidae
Source: RefSeq, a predicted model, not a curated record